Messenger RNA from Pygocentrus nattereri (red-bellied piranha), 1905 nucleotides. It is a transcript of the gene lix1l, whose product is annotated as limb and CNS expressed 1 like. Gene Ontology annotation, cellular component: cytoplasm. The transcript is spliced from 6 exons. The record is from RefSeq and is a predicted model, not a curated record. Lineage: Eukaryota; Metazoa; Chordata; Actinopteri; Characiformes; Serrasalmidae. Gene Ontology annotation, biological process: autophagosome maturation. The coding region runs from base 1 to 1050 and encodes 349 amino acids.
AUGGAGUCUCUCCGCCAUCAGCGCCUCCAGCCCGGGGUUAGCGGGACCCUGCGCGCCUCCCUCCGGCCUGGAGUCUCCCCGGGCUCCCGCAUGUCCCCCCAGGCUCCGCCGGGCCCUCUGCCCGGGUGCUCUGGGCCUCCGCCCCCGCUGCCGCCGCUCUCCAGCCUCGGGGCUGCGGGCCUGGGCUCCAUGGACAUGGCGGGGCUGGGGUUCGGGCUGUGCAACCCGGCCAACACCACCAACCCGGCCGUGCUGAGGGAGGCCGUGGACGCGGUGGUCCGGAGCUUCGCCAAGCACACUCAAGGAUACGGCAGAGUGAACGUGGUGGAGGCCUUGCAGGAGUUCUGGCAGAUGAAACAGUCGCGUGGUGCUGACCUGAAGAAUGGAGCUCUGGUGGUGUACGAGAUGGUUCCAUCCAACAACCCUCCAUACGUCUGCUAUGUCAGUCUGCCUGGAGGAAGCUGCUUCGGGAGCUUUCAGUUUUGUCCCACGAAAGCCGAAGCGCGGCGGAGCGCAGCCAAAAUAGCGUUGAUGAACUCCGUCUUCAACGAGCAUCCAUCCCGCCGCAUUACAGACGAGUUCAUCGAGAAGAGCGUGUGUGAAGCGCUGGCCUCCUUCAAUGGAAACAGAGAAGAGGCAGAUAACCCUAAUACAGGGAUUGGGGCUUUCCGCUUCAUGCUGGAAUCCAACAAAGGCAAAUCCAUGCUGGAGUUCCAGGAGCUGAUGACUGUUUUCCAGCUGCUGCACUGGAAUGGAAGUCUAAAAGCCAUGAGAGAGAGGCAGUGCUCUCGCCAGGAGGUGCUGGCUCAUUACUCCCACCGAGCGCUGGACGAUGACAUGCGGACGCAGAUGGCAGCGGACUGGGUGAGCAGAGAGCACAGCAUUUCUGGAACCAUCAGCAGAGAGCUGGCAGCCACCGAGCGCGAGCUGGAGGAGGCCAGGCUGGCUGGACGCGAGCUUCGAUUCUACAAGGAAAAGAAGGACAUUCUGAUAAUGGCCUUGGGGCAGCUCGGUGGGUCCAACACCACCACACUGCCCUGCUCAUGCUGAAGAGCGUACAGCGGCACGAGCUGUGAGUAGAAUAUGAAGGACAUCGUAAUGCGGUCAGAGACAAUUCACCAAAUCUCAUAGACAGCAAUCUGGGUUUCUGUAUACAAACAAUUCAUAGUCAUUAAUGACAUUGGAUUCUAAAUAUUCAACAGUGACCAAAAGGUCAGAUUUCCUGUGUUUUGGUCAGAGAUUUUUUUUAAAGAAUUUAAUGAUGUAAUUGUGAAGGAAAUCAGUGCAGCAUUCAACACUUGGGGAACCUUAGAGCUCAAAGCAGUGCUUAGAAAAAGUGCAUUGAAUUCACUUGGUGCAAAUUGUACAUUGGAUCCACAUUAGUAAAAUAUGUAUAAAAAAAAAAUAUAUAUAUAUUAUUUGCUGUUGGUAAGAAGUAUUAAAAUUGCAGCUUUUAAUAAUAAUAACUAAUAAUAAUAAUAAUAGCAACACCUUGAAAGACUAUGGGGACCACCGAGUCACACCCUAGCAACCACCAUGGAUACAUUAGCAAGUGACUAGCAACACCCUAGAAACCACCUAAAAUACCAUAGCAACUGGACAGCAAGACCAUAGCAACCACCAAGCAAAACUCUAGCAAUAACAUGGAAUAUCAAAUUAAGUGCUUAACAACACCAUAGCAACUGCCUAGCAACACUCAAACAACCACUGGAGGUACCAUAGCAACCACUUAGCAACAAGUUAACAACCACCCAGAAAACCACAGAAACCAACUAGCAACAUCAUAGUAACUGCCUAGCAACACCCUAGCAUCAGACUUCAGGUAUCAUAACGAUCACCUACAGAAUAAAACAAGCUAACAACCACCCAGAAAACCACAGAAUCAAACUACCAACACCAUAGCAA